This is a messenger RNA of Sungouiella intermedia, 1629 nucleotides long. The record is from the annotation of a GenBank genome assembly. NCBI's taxonomy places the organism in Eukaryota, Fungi, Ascomycota, Pichiomycetes, Serinales, Metschnikowiaceae.
AUGAGUGAGAAUUCACCCUUGAUCACUGAACAUGAACUUGACCAUCAUGGAUCUACUGACGAACAGUGCAAGAAGAAACGUUUGGCAUACUUCUCUGAUGUGCCAAAUUUCUUUUGGAUUGAAUUAUCUCUUUUAAUAAACGUUUUCCUUUCAGGAUUUGAUGGCACAGUGGCAGCAUCAACCUACUCUACUAUUGGAAAUGAGUUCAGGGCCAUUUCUUUGGCAUCAUGGAUCACGUCGUCAUACUUAAUCACCUCAACGGCAUUUCAGCCGCUCUAUGGGUCCAUCUCGGACAUCUUGGGAAGAAAAUCAUGCAUCAUUUUUGCACUCGCUGUGUUCAGUCUUGGAAGUUAUGGCUGCUUUGCUUCUGCUUCCAUGAUGUCACUUAUCAUCAUGAGGGGGUUUACUGGUAUUGGUGGUGGUGGCCUCAUGAGUCUUUCCACCAUCACAAACUCGGAUAUAAUCUUUCCCGAGAAACGGGCUUUAUUCCAGGCAGUUCAGAAUUUGCUUUAUGGUCUUGGUGCCGUUUCUGGCGCAUCUUUUGGUGGUUAUCUCACCAGUCUUCUUGGUUGGAGAUGGUGUUUCGCCAUACAGAUCGCUCCAGCCCUUUUGUCAAUGUAUGUGACUUUUGCAUUUAUUGGAAAAAGUGAAAGCCGUCAUGCUCUGGAGGGACAGUCUCUCUGGAAGAAAAUCGAUUUCGGUGGCUCGGCAACUUUAGUGUGUAGCUUGACAUCCCAACUUUUGAUUUUGUCUUUAGGGGGUAACAAGUUGGCAUGGCUCGACUGGAGGCUCAUCGGGCUUGGUAUUUUGAUGAUCGUUUCUACGCUCACUUUCCUUAAGAUCGAAGUGUCGACCUCGGCGCUUCCAAUCAUUCCAGUCCAGGAUUAUAAAACUAAGUAUGCUGUGCUCAACAUUGUACUGAGUUUUGGCGUUGGUUUAGCUGCGUACUCGUACUUGUUUACGCUUCCAUUAUUGUUUCAAAUCAAUCUUGGAGACUCUGUGACGCAGUCUGGCUUGCGUUUGACUAUUCCUUCGUUGGCCACCCCCAUUGGUGGAAUUACUACUGGUUUGUUAAUGGCCAAGUCUGCUCGCUACUUGCCCAACUUACCAGUGUGCGGAACAUUAUUAAUGGCAAUAGGAAAUUUUUCUGCUGUUUUUAUUUCAAAUAAAUUGCCCAACUGGUUAAUCAAUCUUCUUUUGGUGCCAGCCAAUUUGGGGCAGGGAAUCGCCUAUCCGAGCUCGUUGUUUCUGUUCAUUUACUUUUUUGAGUCAUCCAAGCAGGCGUCAUCAACAUCAACGGUCUAUUUGAUGAGAAACAUUGGAGGCGUUUGGGGAGUGACUUACAUUUCUUCGGUGACACAGUUCGUUCUUCGGAAACUCUUGAAGGAGGACUUGUCCCGGUUGUCUUUUUUGACUAAGAAGGAAACCAAAAAAAUCAUUGCCGAUAUUUUGGAGUCUACCGACGUCAUUAAGACUUUGGAUCCUAGGGUCCGUGAACUUGUGAUUCAGGAUUACACAUUUGCAUUGCGGGUCUCUCAAGUUGUACUGGGAACUUGCUGUUUUGUCGCUUUUGUGUGUUUCUUGGUGGGAAAACGUUUGUUCAUCAAGGGGAACAAACAGUGGAACUAA